Microthlaspi erraticum is the source of this 2583-nucleotide messenger RNA. NCBI's taxonomy places the organism in Eukaryota, Viridiplantae, Streptophyta, Magnoliopsida, Brassicales, Brassicaceae. The record is from the annotation of a GenBank genome assembly.
AUGUCUGCAAAACUUCUGUAUAACUUGUCAGAUGAGAACCCAAAUCUGAAUAAACAGUUUGGAUGCAUGAAUGGGAUCUUUCAAGUGUUUUACCGGCAACAUUAUCCGGCGAGACCAGUCUCCGGCGAUGUAGACAAGUCUUUGCCACCAGGUGAAAGAAGAGAUCUUGUCGGUGAAGUUAACAUGGAAAGUGAUAAAGAAACGGAGAGAAGUAGAAAGAAGAAGAAGAAGAAGAAGAAGUCAGCAGGAAAGGAGAAGCAUAGAGUCUCUUCUGAAUCCUCUUCAAGGCCUUCGUUUUCUUCUUCUCCACGCUCCUCUAGCUUCUCCUCUGCAGAAGUCAGCACCACAGCUUCUCAAUUUGACCAGCCUGGUGAGAAUCUGAUCAGAGAACAGCCAAAUGGUGGAGUGGCGACGCCGCCGUCGUAUGACCUAAAGGAGCUUGUGAAAGGCUCUAUUAACAGAGAAAUGAGAAGCACAGCCUUCACUCAGCAGCAGCAGCAGCCGAAUUCAGCUAAAAGCAGCAUGUUGCUCCUCAAAGAAUCAUCACUGCGUUCGCCAUCUCGGAGUUCUAAUGAGUGGAGUGAAGGAAAAGCAAUGAAGUUUAAGGAAAGCCAUCGGCUUUCUUACGAUGAGAGGGAGUUGAGAAACAAGACAGGCUUAAAGUUGAAAGAGACACCGAGGUUGUCCUUGGACAGUAGAUCCAAUUCCUUUAGGAGUCCAAAAGCUGAUGCGGCGAGAUCAAGCUGUUCACCAGAGGAACGAGCAACAAUGAUGAGUCAUAGAAGAUCGAGUUCAAGUGUUGUUGCCAAACUGAUGGGUCUUGAAGUCACUGCGGAUAAUUUUGACAACACCGAGCAGAGGAAAGAGAACCGCUUUUGCGACUCCCCAAGGCCAAUUCCAACAGCUCUACAGAGAUCUAGAAGCGUUGACUCGACCAAGAAGAUACCAAUGGAGGCAGCUCCAUGGAAGCAAAUGAAAGCAGGUGACUCUGCACUGUCUGUUUACGGCGAAAUUCAGAAGCGGCUUACGCAGUUGGAGUUCAAAAAGUCGGGAAAAGAUCUCAGAGCUCUUAAGCAAAUACUUGAGGCAAUGGAGAAGACGCAGCAGCUGGUGGAUGGAAGCAGAAAUGACAGAACUUUUCUUCAGCCAGUUGCGUCUGCAACAAAUUCAACCAUGAACUUCAAAUCGUCAUCAUCGGUCGUUGUUACGAAACCAAAACCGGCGGGUCCAGUUUCCACCUCCUCGCAGCCACAGAACGUCAAGCUCGGCAGCUCUAGACAAACCCGGAAAAUCACCUCCGGGAAGCAGAACGCGAUGGAUUUAACCCCAAGGCCAGGCCUUUACGCGGGUCCAAAACCGUUAAGGUCGAGGCAAGCUCUGGCUGCAGAUUCUUGUUCCGUGAACAACAAGCCAGUUAGGAGCCUACAGCAGAGUGUCAGUCCAAGAACGCAACCCAAAAAGCUCGGUUUGGAGAGGCAGUCUCGACCCACAAGUCCAAAGCCAGAGCUAAGCAAGAACCAGAGGCAGCAAACAGAGUCAGCCUCUCCGAGGAGAAAACAGGGGAUGAAACCUCGCGGUACUCUUCAGCAACCUGAUGACCGGUUGAGCGAUGCAAGCAGUGACUUGAAAAGUCUAAGAUCUGAUAGCAACAUAAGCUUGGGAUCCAAUGUUGACUUCGAGGUUACAAGCAGACAGAGGAUCUGUGACUUCCCAGAGCUGCACACCCCAAAACAAAGGAGUCCAGACUUUGGAGUUAAACAAGAGAGACCAUCUCUAAGACCUCUGAAAGUUACCGUGGAACAACCGAGCCCCGUUUCAGUUCUUGAUGCAGCUUUUGACGAUGAGGAUUCACCGUCCCCUGUCAGGAAGAUUUCCCUUAGCUUUAAAGAGGACGAUGCUUUACGUUCUGAAGAGUCUGAGUGGAUAAACAAGCCUAGUGGCGUCUGCAGAUCCAUACUAUUGCCUGAGAAUAACCGGGAAGGCUCUGAUCUCCUCGAAUGCUUCCCUGAAGAAUGUGCAGACGACCACAAGUACAUCUCGCAGAUAUUGUUGGCAUCAGGGAUUCUUAGAGAUCUUGAAUACAACAUGAUAAGCAUUCAGCUGAACCAAGCACGUCUUCCCAUCAAUCCUGGACUGUUCUUCGUCCUGGAACAGAACAAGGCCAGCAAUACGACUCUACUGGCCAACAACAAACACAGAGGCAGAGGACUCAGACAACAGCAGACAAACCCAACAGAGAUAAUGAGGAGAAAACUCGUCUUCGACACCGUUAACGAGAUUCUAGCAAAGAGUUUCGCUGCAGAAGGCUGUACCAAACCACGUUUAACGGCAAACCUACUCAAAACAAUGGAGAAAAGGUCAAAGGGGGAGCAACUUCUGCAAACUCUGUGUUCGGAAAUUGAUAGGUUUCAAGAGAACAAGUCAAAGUGUAUCCUGGAGGACGACGAGGAGGACAUCAUAUGGGAGGACCUGCAAUGUCGAGGCAUGAACAUGAAGGAGUUUGAAGGAGAGACUCCAGGGAUAGUAUUAGAUAUUGAGAGAAUGAUAUUCAGAGACUUAGUUAAUGAAGUCUGCUUCUGUUAA